Adineta steineri is the source of this 1182-nucleotide messenger RNA. Lineage: Eukaryota; Metazoa; Rotifera; Eurotatoria; Adinetida; Adinetidae. The record is from the annotation of a GenBank genome assembly.
AUGAAAAUAGCUAUUGAAGGUUGUUGUCAUGGUGAAUUAGAUCGAAUUUAUGAAACUAUAAAUCAAAUUGAAACUGAUCGUCAAAUUAAAAUUGAUCUUCUACUUAUCUGUGGUGAUUUUCAAGCUGUACGAAAUGAACAUGAUUUACAAUCAAUGGCUGUUCCACCAAAAUAUCGUUCCAUGCAAGAUUUUUGGCGUUAUUAUUCUGGUGAAAAACGUGCACCAGUUCUUACAAUAUUUAUUGGUGGUAAUCAUGAAUCUAGUGAUUUUCUUAUUGAAUUACCAUAUGGUGGUUGGGUUGCACCAAAUAUUUAUUAUAUGGGUUAUGCAAAUGUUGUGAAUUUUAAUGGUUUACGUAUAGGUGGUUUAUCUGGAAUAUAUAAACCUCACGAUUAUAAUUUAGGUCAUUAUGAAUUACCACCAUUUGAUGAGAAAACUAUUCGUUCAAUUUAUCAUAUAAGAAGUUUAGAUGUAUAUAGAAUCAAACAAUUACAACAAGGUAAAAUUGAUAUCAUGAUAUCACAUGAUUGGCCACGAGGAAUUGUUUGGUAUGGUGAUACACAACGUUUAUUACAACGUAAACAAUAUUUUCAUGAUGAUAUAUAUACAAAUAAACUUGGAAGUGAACCAUUAGAAGAAGCUUUACUUCAAGUACAACCAAAAUAUUGGUUUUCUGCACAUUUACAUGUUAAAUUUGCUGCAUUAGUUGAACAUACAAAUGGACAAUCAACACGUUUUCUUGCUCUAGAUAAAUGUUUACCAGGAAGAGAUUUUUUACAGAUUCUUGAUAUUGAACCAACUACUCCAUUACCAUCACCAACAAAUCGUUUAUCUCUUGAUCCUGAAUGGUUAUGUAUAUUAAGUAAAACUGAUCAUCUAUUACAUGUUCAACGUACAAAUACAUUUUUACCACCAUUAUCACAAAAUUCAUUUACUCCAAACGAAGAAAAUUUUCAAAAAAUACGUGAUGAUUUUUCAAAUACAUUUGAAAUUCCUGAAAUCUUUGAGCCAACUGGUCCUGUGCAUAAACCAGGUAUUGGUAAUACUCCAGUUGAUAUUGAACAAUUAAGAAAAAACAAUCCUCAAACAGAAUUAUUAUGUCUUAUGCUUGGUAUUCGAAAUCCAAUUGAUAUUAUUCUUAAUCGAAAAAUUCAACCUAUACAACAUGAUCAAACCAAUUAA